CAGCUACAGUGUUCAGUUCAACAAAAGGCGACUAAUAAGACAGACGUAUUCGGUGUAUUUUUAUUGCGCCAUCAAAACUAUCGGUAUUCUGUCUGUAUCCACACAUGGGUUUAAGUUUUAAGGGUGGUAUUCCUAAUGGCGAGCAUUGAAGCUGAAGCUUCAUUCUUAUGAACGACACCGUCAAAUAAGUACUAUCUUGUUUUCUCAGCUCGCUGCUCCCAACCACAACUCGCGUCGGUGGUCGCAAGACCUACGCUAUUUAAAGUGAGAAUAAUUACAAUAAUUUAAGGUUGUGCGUAGCGUGAUAAAAGAGCAGAAUAAGUGACGGUUUUGUGUCUACGUAUCAGCCUCAAAUAAAGUCGAGAAGAUUUAUUUGUAAUUUGCAUCCGAGUGUCUUGAGAGCCGCCCACCUUUUUUCAUCAAACUCGAAAAAUUUAUAUAAGAGUGUUGACAGUGAUUUUAUUUAUACUCUGACCUGGCACACCUUUUUGAUUGAUUUAAAUCGAAUUGAGGAAUUUAUCUUCAAUUGAUUGUUUUGCUCGUUUGCUUGUUUUGGCAAAAAGGAUUACAAACAUAAAAACCAAAAUUUUAGUGUAGUUUGUUUUGUUAUAUGUUUGAUUUAUAAAAAAAGCAAAUUUUCGGCGGUAUAUCAUUUAAGGGCAUACCACGUAUAUUUUAUUUAUAUUUAUAUUUAUAUUUUUAUUCCGCGACUUGUUUUUCGGGGUCAUGCAUGACUUGAAUGUGGUAAUUGUUGAGGAACGUGUCGAUCGUGUUAAUAAGGAAUUGAUUUUGUACUCUCGAAGACGUACCAUUCGUAUACAGGGUGAUUCCGAAAAGCCUGUCGAUUACUCGAAUAUUAAAGUGACAACCAUCAAUUGCAAGGUCGGAGGUGUCGGUGAUGGUGAUAGAAGUUACUUGGUACGAAUAAAAGCAUAUCGUGGUGGCAAUAAUAAGAAAAAAGAUUUCACUAAAUCAUCAGGUAUUUAACAGUGAUGAUUAAAAUAAAUUUAAAUUGAAAAAAAAAAUACAAAAUAAAAAAGGAAUAAAAGUAAUUAGUCAUCUAAAUAAGAAGAAAAAUAUAAUUUUGAAAUAAAAAGUUUUUUAAUGUGCACGCACUACGCUGCUUAAAUUACCUCUAUAUUGUGAUAAAAUUUAUAAGAAGAAACGAACUUUUUUUAUAAAAAUUAUUUUGUUGUUGUACGUUGACUCUUUAAUUAUAUGAGUUCUCAACUUGCUGCUGCUAUAUUAAAAUAAUUAUCACCAAAAUCACGUCAUGGAAAUCGCAUCAGCUCAACACAUUCAACCACAAACCGAGGGUAUUUCAAUCAAACCAAAAAAUAAAACGCAGAAAUUACAAAAGGCGUACAGCCAAAUGGAAAAGAGCACCUCCGGCGGAAUCCAGAUAUCCCCAAAACGUGACGGUCUUGUGAGGGCUAAGAGUGACGACUCCUACGGAAGCACGCUAUCAUUGACAGUAGAUGAUAAACGAGAAUACAUUAUAGAGAAGUCGGGAAACAAUGACGAUAUCAAUGAGAGAGACGAACACAAUUUUGGUAGUGUUGGGAAGGCUAUUAGUAUCCUUGGGGCGCAAAGAGCCUCGAACUUCCGCUCUAAGUUCCGUAAGAGCCAUACAUGUGGUAGUCUGUUUGCUAAGUGUAGUUGUAGUCCACCAGUGUCACCAGCCGCUGUGGGUCUCGGUCUAAACUUGCAACUUACCCCGUUGACGGACGGUGGUGGUGGAAGUGGUACCGAUUUCAGAGCCGAAAUAGACACAAAGCUUUUUCACAACUAUAGUCAUUCGACGUCAUCAACUGUAUCUACCCCAAACACAAACACAUUUUCGCUGUCGCAUGACAGUAGUAUUGAUAACGGAUCACCAUCACAGCUUUCAAACGAGACUGCCACAAGCCCCGCCAUCGAAAUCAGUUGCAGUCCGAAUCAGAUACAUAUUGAACGUGUCUGCUCGCCGACUGCGGCCGUCCCUAACAAAACUCCGCGCAAAAUUAAGCGUCUGUAUCAGUCAUUCUCACAUCCCGACACAGCUUAUAUUUUCACUGAUGAAAAUAAAAACCCAGCCAGAGAUCGUCUCAGUUUUCGCUACAGCCCUCAUCAGCCAAUAACCACUCGUGGAGGUAAAGUCGAAAUAAAGCAUCCUAAGCGGUCGUCAUCGCCGAACAUAGGCAAUUUGCAGGUGUUGGACGUUGCAGUGCAUCCCGAUAUUUUGGUGAAAAUAUCCCCGAAGCACUCGCCGAAGGAAGUGAGAAAACAGCAGGCAGAUAGAUCUGAGACUCCUAUAUCAUGUCGAAGCCUCCAACAACGCCGAAGGCUUCUGAAACGUAGUGAAGAACACGAAUCCGGUUCGACUUCAGAUUCCGAAACAUAUCCUGAACUGCGGUCUCCAACUAAACCCGUUGAUGUGAAGAAUCCAGUUUCACCCUUAAGUCCAACACAACAAUUCUCAAAAAAAGACGAUGAAAACUUCACAGCAGCUCAGAAAUAUUUUCUUGAAUCUGGUAUCUUAGGCCCGGUUACCCCCACACCCACAUCAUCGAAUCUCAUACGAAAGACAUCCAAAAUCCUACAAGACUCAAACACAAUUGAGCUUAUUCGUAAGAAUUCCAUGAACUAUCGGAAUUGCGCAAAAAGCUCAACAGCAUCUUCACCAACUUUACUAAAACCUGGUGGUACUGCAGCCAAUGAGGAAUGCAGUUCACCUCCCCAAUUUUCAUCGCCCGUUCCACAAACUAGGCCCAGAUUUUAUUUAGAGCAAGAUCUGAGAGCAGCUAUGGAAGAUCAAGAAGAACAAAUAAAGUACCUUCAAGGCGAGAUUGCAUCGCUAAAUGCCGUUCUCAAGUGCCGGGAUUCAGAGAUCGUAAAGCUGAGAAGGGAAGUUCACAAGUUGAAGAGCGUUCUUCAUCAAACCACAACCGCAAUUCCAUUGAAAAACGAUGAAUUUCUGCGAAGUAUCCAGAACAACCGUUGUAUGACAGCCCAACAACAGCAAUGUCCCGAAGUAACUAGCACCAUCGGUCGUUGUUCGCCAGAAAUUCCAAAAGAUAUACCCACAGCUGGAUCCAUCUGCAUUGGCAGCACAUUACGAGACUCUGUCAGUCAGGCCGCCUAUGCAACCUGUGCACUGACUGCUGAAGGUGACGACAAGACUAAGCAAAUGGCUUUUAACAAAAACUAUCAUGCACCCUCAGCACCAGUGCUCAAGAAGCAGGGUGUGUCUGGCGAGAGUUGUGACUCAUCAAGUGUUCAACUGUCAAUAAAUGUUCCUAUUCCAAAAUUCGACAAAGAUUAUGAAUCGAAACAACUUAUCAAAGAUGCCAUAAUGGACAAUGAUUUCCUCAAGAACAUCGACUCGUCACAAGUUCGAGAAUUGGUUGAAUCAAUGUACAGCCUUGAUGUUGUUGAGGGCGAAUAUGUGAUAAGAGAAGGUGAUGCUGGCGCCCAUUUAUAUGUCUCUGCUGAGGGAGAAUUUGAAGUUGUGAAAGGUGGCAAUGUUCUAGGAGUUAUGGGCCCUGGCAAGGCAUUUGGUGAAUUGGCAAUACUCUAUAAUUGUACCAGGACUGCAUCGAUUCGAGUACUCUCAAAUGCUAGGGUAUGGGUUCUUGAUCGACGGGUUUUUCAGCAAAUAAUGAUGCGAACCGGAAUGAAGAGAAUAGAAAACAGUGUGAAUUUCUUAAAAUCAGUUCCUUUACUUAAGAAUCUCAGUAAUGAUGUUUUGGCUAAAAUAGCCGAUGUCCUAGAAGUGGAGUUUUAUCCAGCGGGGACCUAUAUAAUACGACAAGGAGCCAGUGGCGAUACAUUUUUCCUCAUUAGUCAAGGUACCGUGCAAGUGACACAAAAAAUUGGCCCUUCUAGUGGUGAAAAGAAUAUUAGAACCUUGCAGCGAGGUGAUUAUUUUGGUGAGCAGGCUUUAAUCAAUGAGGAUAAAAGAACUGCAAAUAUCAUUGCCGAUGCCCCUGGGGUUGAGUGUCUUACAUUAGAUAGGGAGUCCUUUACACAUCUUAUAGGAGAUCUCUGCGAAUUGAAGGAGAAGAACUAUGGUGACGAAAAUCGUAUUUUAGCAAUGAAAUAUGAACAGAGCAAGGAAAUAUUUGGUGCUAAUGCUAAGCAAGAAUUCCCUGAUAUGAAACUUACUGACUUGGAGGUAGUUGCAACUUUGGGUGUCGGUGGUUUUGGUCGCGUUGAACUUGUCAAGGCCUAUCGUGAUAAUUGUGUCGAAACUUUUGCUCUGAAAUGCCUUAAAAAGAAGCACAUACUCGAUACCCGCCAAGAAGAGCAUGUGUUCAGUGAGCGGACUAUAAUGCUUACAUGCAAUACACCCUUCAUUUGCCGUUUAUACCGCACAUUCCGAGACGAUAAAUACCUUUAUAUGCUACUCGAAGCCUGCAUGGGUGGUGAGGUUUGGACCAUGUUGCGGGAUCGUGGAAGUUUCGAUGAGAAUGCAACACAAUUUAUCAUCGGCUGUGUUCUGCAAGCUUUUGAAUAUCUACACUCCAGAGGAAUUAUCUAUAGAGAUUUAAAGCCAGAAAAUUUGAUGCUCGAUGAGAAGGGUUAUAUUAAGCUGGUUGAUUUCGGAUUUGCCAAGCACAUUGGUAACAGCAGUAAAACUUGGACAUUCUGUGGCACUCCAGAGUAUGUGGCUCCAGAAAUAAUACUGAACCGUGGCCAUGAUAGGGCUGUUGAUUACUGGGCUUUAGGCAUUCUAAUUCAUGAGCUCCUAAAUGGAACGCCUCCAUUUACUGCAAACGAUCCAAUGAAAACAUACAACAUAAUCUUGAAGGGAAUCGAUAUGAUUGACUUCCCCAAACACAUAUCUAGAUCUGCAAUACAACUCAUAAAAAAAUUAUGCCGAGAUGUACCAGCUGAACGAUUAGGAUAUCAAAAAGGUGGAAUUCAGGACAUUAAAAAGCACAAAUGGUUUCUUGGCUUUGACUGGGAUGGUUUAGCUAGUCAGCUGCUUAUUCCACCUUUUGUACGACCAGUAAGUCAUCCAACAGAUACAAUAUACUUUGAUAGAUUCCCAAUGGAUCCAGAAGAGCCACCUGAUGAGACUUCCGGAUGGGAUGCAGAUUUUUAAUUUGUUAUUUAUGUAUAGUCGAACAAAAUAUGAAACAUGUUGCCUUAGCUUGUACACAAUAUUAUUAAUACAAUAAAGCUCAAUAUAUUUUUGUAUUUAUAAUAAAAAUCAUACAGAAUAAAUUGACUUAUAUUUCUUAAGAACUAA
Molecule: messenger RNA, 5236 nt
Organism: Eupeodes corollae
Lineage: Eukaryota; Metazoa; Arthropoda; Insecta; Diptera; Syrphidae
Gene: Pkg21D
Product: cGMP-dependent protein kinase, isozyme 1
Exons: 10
Coding region: 1274-5089 (1271 amino acids)
Biological process (GO): protein phosphorylation
Molecular function (GO): cGMP-dependent protein kinase activity; ATP binding
Source: RefSeq, a predicted model, not a curated record